Messenger RNA from Purpureocillium takamizusanense, 5305 nucleotides. RefSeq names its product kinesin-like protein (gene SMY2). Gene Ontology annotation, molecular function: protein binding. The record is from RefSeq and is a predicted model, not a curated record. NCBI's taxonomy places the organism in Eukaryota, Fungi, Ascomycota, Sordariomycetes, Hypocreales, Ophiocordycipitaceae. Bases 501 to 4859 code for a protein of 1452 amino acids. The transcript is spliced from 4 exons.
GCCAAGUGUGUCUGACAAGCGUCGCCGGCUAAGGCACGGGUAUCCUGACACCCGCCACGGUCCAAUGACCUGCCACCUGAAAGCUUGGGCCACCCUCAGGGCGCCGGGGGCCGCUCCACUGCACGCUUCCCUAGACUGGGGAAACCUCCAAUUUUGUCUUUUGCAAACCUACCCUCAGGUUUUUCCUCCCGCGACCAGCAAACAUCCGCCCCCGUCAUACUUUUCCACCUCCGCUCAGCCCUGCAAAGCCAUUCACCACGUCGUUUGCCGGCACUGCGCGCGUGCAUCUGCAUCUACUCACCGCUACGGAGACGAGAACAGCGUUACAUGUGCAUACUUGUCCGUCUUUUACUUACGCCCUCGCGCCCUCGACUCGACCCUCGCGACCUUCACACGUCUACCGUUGCCUCUGCCACUCUCUAUCCCCGGUUCCGAGGACGCUCAGCUGUGACCUCGACCUCGCUGCCCAAAGUUCGACACGCUUUGAUUGACCGCGCAAAAUGCCGACCAAUUUACCUUCGAGCUUCGCCUCGGCUGCAGCUGGUCAGAACGCGAACCGUGAUUCGCGAGGUGGGAGGAGUGAUGGACGGGGAGCUGCGGGAGGUGACUGGUCACGACGAGAUGGCCGCUCAGCCAACGGCACCCUGACCUUCCGACGUUCCUCCACGACCCCCAUCGCCGGCCAAGCCUCGAACCCUCCGCCGUCUAACGAGCACGCGGUUCAGCACCCCAGCAUCGACGAGUCGGCGGCCGCGCAAGCAGUCGUCUACGAAGCCGGCCCUGCGCGCUACUCAAAGGACGAGCUGCUCGACAUGUUUCGCACCCAAAAACUUGCCGACGACCCGUCCCGUCUCUUCAUACCAGGAUGGGACCCCUCCAGUAUCAAUGGCAGCAGCGGUAGAGCCUGGGGCAAGAACAGUGACAAUCACGUUCCGCAAGAGCCUAACGCCUGCUGGGAGCAAACGGGCGAGACUUUGCCGAUGGGCUUACAGGACUUGACCGGGGAGGAAAAGGAUGCAUUCCUAACAGAGAUUAAUUCGCCGCUCAAACCCCCAACCCAGAACAAGGAGGGACAUCAGGGCAACGUUAAUGGCCGCAAGGCUUCCGUGUCGCACGGUUCGGGUAACGCCUACGGAGUCAAUUCGCCGUCCUCAGUCACCCGACCGGGAACCAGACGACGUGAGACCUUGGACUCGAAUCCGUUCAGUGCCGGCAGCGUUGCUUCGCCAACUGCUGGUCGCUUCUCACGCGAGGACUCAUCAAGCUGGCUUCCGCGAAAGCCCACUGAGAUGAAAGAGUCUGAGCCCGAUGACGGCGAGGGCGAGCACGGUUCUCGCGAGGGCCAGGGGAAACUACCGUUUGGUAAUCUGCUGCGUUCUAACACGACGGGAAAUACCGUAAGCGCCAUUUGGCCGACGUCGAAUCAGGCCGCCCCCAGUGGUGGCGCGUUCGGCAACUUCGCCCUUCCUACGUCUGUUGGCGAGAAGCGAGGAGGAGGAGCUGCAGGUGGUAGCCGACUCGCCCAUCUGAUCCCCAAGGAUAAUCAAGACAGCGCAGCCCUCAAGUCGGCCGAUAAUGCCUUCUUUCAGCAGCCCUGGCGCUCACGUCCUCGGACCGACACCGAUCCCUUUGGUGACGACGAGCUAUCUGGCAGCGCUGUGCUUGGCGGCGCACAAGACACAGCUUCGGGCAAUCCUGCGUCCGCUGGACGUGUGGGCAUCCUCGGCACCCCCGUAAAAGGUUCCACCGGUGACUUCGGCAUGUCUGGCUUGAACCUGGGAGCUGAACAGCCUGGGAACGACGGCCCCGUUAGCCCCUCGGAGACGAACCCUUAUCGAAGCCCACCCGCCGAACGCCAGGGCCAAGAUGACAACGAUCAGGCAAGUUCCAGCAGAGGCCUCGGGCAGGACGCGAACGAGACCCACGGCAACUUCGGCUCCAUCGGGCGAGGCUUCGGUGCGGCAGCGUUUGACGGCGGCGAUCGCAGUCAGACGUCAAGCGCGGGACCCAAGAACUACCAGCUUGGAGGUUUGUCGGGUUGGCCCGCACCCGUGGCACCAUCAUCCGGCACACCUGAUCGCGAGAGGCCCAACUUUGGCAACGCCUUUGGCAGCUCUCUGUUCAGUCCCAUGGGUGAACUCCAGUCUCCCGGUUUGUCCAACCUGGGCAGCGUAUUCGGCCCACCCAGCGCCGGUGGUAUAGGCGCUGGCAGCAUCGGCCGGGGCAGCAAGCUGGGAUCUUUGUUCCCGCCCGCCAUGCAGGCACAGAUGCAGUCACAGCUUGAGCAGGAUCACAGCAUCUCAGACUCGGACCCACGUCAAACCCACCCUCUUGGCGCCAUUGGCAGAGCGCCGCCACGAGACACAGAAAGCCCUAUGCGAUCCAACCGUGGAGUCUUCGAGGAGCUUUUCCCGUCCACCGACGCCUCACGAUCGCAUGGUCCGUUCAGCUCCGCUGAGCCCCCACAGUCGACCGGGACCGCGGCUGGUCCGCAGUCGUUCACUCCCGUCAGCGGCGGCCUUCCCUUCGGGGGGAUUGGUCAAGCCGGGAACGAGCCGCCCGCCGCUCAGGUGCGACAGAUGGUCAUGCCAGACAGGAUGAGAUGGGUGUAUCUUGACCCUCAGGGACAGGUCCAGGGUCCGUUCACGGGCCUGGAGAUGAACGAUUGGUACAAGGCCAAUUUCUUUACGCCGGAUCUGCGCGUUAAGAAGGUCGAGGACCCUGAGUUCGAACCGCUGGGUCAGCUCAUCCGCCGCAUCGGUAACUCGCGAGAGCCCUUCCUCGUACCGCAGAUUGGGAUCCCUCACGGCCCUGCGUCACAGACCGGGCCUUUUGCUGCAACCACUACGCCCGGCGGUGUUGUGCCUCCUCUCAGCGGCGUCUUCCCUAGUUUCGGCAGAACCCUGACCGCUGAGGAGCAAAACAACCUUGAGCGAAGGAAGCAAGAGGAGCAAUACAUCAUGGCCCAGCAGAGGGAGUUCAUGAUGCGUCAGCAGGCCAUGACAAAGUUCCAGAUGCAAGGCCCCGGUCUGCAGCACCAUUCUAGCGCUCAGAGCCUUCAGAGCCAGCCCAGCUUCGGCAGCAUCUCUUCUCCGAUUGGAGCGCCUUCGCAGCAGCAGCAGCCGCCGCAGCAGCCAGCUCCCAUCGGCUCUAUACCCCCUGGUGGCUACAUGGACCAACCUGCAGGGGGGCAGCAUGCUGCCAGACCUGGGGGUCCGGGAAACGGGGAAUCUUUCCGGGUGGACGACCUGUCUAAUCUCACAGCUGUCGAACGCCAGGUGAUUGCUUCUAUGCAAGGUGCUGCUGGCGAUGAUAUGGGUCAACAGCAACAGCAGCAACGGGGUAUGCAACCCGAUGGUGCGGACUUCAGAUCUGGCCUUCCCGAGGCUGACCAACUCUCGGAGGAUCCCGAGGGGUUUAGGGAGCGCUUGAAGGAAUUUGAGGAUCUUCGUGCCCAGCACGAAGCCGAACUAGCCGCGAAUGCCAAGAUGAGCAAGGGGCUCGCCGAUGGCACCGAGUCCUCGACGGUCGCCGCCCCGCAUGGCACAGCGACUGGACACUCUGGAAAGGCCGGCAAAUCUGGCAAGAAGAAGCACGUCGAGGACGCCACGCUGUCUCUGACCCAGCAGGUCCAGCAGGCUCAGGCUGCUGCUGCUGCUGGCUUGCCUUCCGAUCCCGACAUGCCCAUGCCGUUCCCUGUUCCUUCGUCUUCCACUCCGCUCCCGGCGCCCACUGCUCAGCGUGUGCGCUCCAAUCUACCCGAGCAGUACAGCCGCUCGCAGAGUGGUACGCCCGAUGCGACUCAGCCACCUCCGCUGGCGCCCUGGGCCAGGGAGCCAGGCCACGAGGGGCAGAAGGGGCCUAGCCUCAAGGAGAUCCAGGAGGCCGAGGCUCGCAAGGCCGCCAAGGCAGAGGAAGCCGCUGCGGCGCUCAGGAAGGCUGCAAUGGAGCAGGAGGCCGCUAUUGUGCGUGAAAAGGAGCGCCAGGCUCAUGCCGCCGCUGCCGCCGGCUUGCCGCCCACCAGCACUUGGGGCCAUGGUUCUCCUGUCUCCGCGACCAGCCCAUGGAUCAAGCCUGGAGCAGCCAAGGGUCCAGCUGCCAGCACCGCCACUGUGCCUUCGUCCACUAGUAAGAAGACGUUGGCCGAGAUCCAGCGUGAGGAGGAAGUUCGCAAGCAGAGGGCUCGCGACGUUGCUGUCCAGUCGGGCUCUCCCGCCAUCACUUCAAAGAGCUAUGCGAACCUCGCUGGCAAGCCAAACCAGAGUCCUGUCCCGAGCGCCCCUUCGCCCAGCGCACCCCCGGCCGCUGGAUGGGCUACCGUUGGCGCCGGCGGUAAAGUCAAGGCUCCCACGGGACCGGCCUCUCAGGGACGAUCCGCCAGUGUCAGCAGUGCCAAGGCCCCCGCUCCCGUGAGCAAGCCCGUCUCGAAGCCUGCGGCUGCCGGCCCUACCAACGGCAGUGUUGAUGCCGCCAGCGCGGCCAUGGAGGAAUUCAGCAAGUGGACUCGUCGGGAGCUCUCCCGCGGCCUCACCGACGUGACCGACAUCUCGGACUUCCAGGCCGAUCUGGACGCGCUCCCCCUUGACACGGGCGUCAUUGCUGAUGCUGUCUACAUCAACUCCAAGACCAUGGAUGGCCGCCACUUUGCCGAGGAGUACGUACGCCGCAAGAAGCUCGCGCAGAAGGGAGUUGUGGAGAAACAGCCUCCCUCGGACAACAGCAAAUCCCCCAGCUCCGCCGGCGGCUGGUCUGAAGUCGCGAAGCGCAGCAACAGCACCCAGCCCAAAGAGAGCGAUAACGGCAGCAUCCAAGGCGCCGGAUUCAAAGUCGUGCCCAGCCGCAAGAAGGGCAAGAAAUAGGGCAGCUCGUCCUUUGAUGUGUUGAAGCAGCGUCGGGCAUGAUAGUCGCAUAGGUGAUUUGCUUUGGCUUGCUAUACUACUUGGCGCGCGUACGUGCUUUCCUGGCUGGUGCGUUCUGGGUGCUUGCAUUCAAGGGACAUGCUUUUUGCUGUCGGAGGGAACCCAACAGCAGCAAUCCGUGGGUGAUGGCUCUUGGGUAUGGCAACAUGGCUGAUGAAGGUAUUGCUAGCUAGGGCUAAGGGGUUUGCACCGGUAGUGGGCGAAGCUGUGCCCACGCGGCACGGGAGGGUCCGUCGAGGCGCGGUCUCUUUUUGUGUUGAGAUGAAUGGAUGUAUGUAUGCGAUACCUGUAUAGUAUGUACCUCAGCGUGUGUGUGAUCCGACGGGGUUGCGAAUAGCGAACUGGUAUUGCAUGGCGGUACUCUACGGUCUUUUUCCUCUUGUGCU